This is a messenger RNA of Trematomus bernacchii (emerald rockcod), 680 nucleotides long. RefSeq names its product apolipoprotein C-I (gene apoc1). The record is from RefSeq and is a predicted model, not a curated record. Lineage: Eukaryota; Metazoa; Chordata; Actinopteri; Perciformes; Nototheniidae. Gene Ontology annotation, molecular function: phospholipase inhibitor activity; fatty acid binding. The transcript is spliced from 3 exons. Gene Ontology annotation, cellular component: extracellular region; high-density lipoprotein particle; very-low-density lipoprotein particle. Bases 117 to 467 code for a protein of 116 amino acids. Gene Ontology annotation, biological process: negative regulation of cholesterol transport; triglyceride metabolic process; negative regulation of lipid catabolic process.
UGUUUCUGCGUCACCCUCCAACAGCGCAGCGGGCUUAUAAAGAGGAACUCACAUAGACUCUCAAACACACCAUUUUUUCCCUCCUCUGAGACGAACAACAGAAAUUCACAGCCAAGAUGAGACUGUACCUCGUAGUUGCCAUGCUGGUGCUGGCUUUGGCCGCAUUCACACGUAUGUCUCGGGUUAAUUUAAGUAAACUCCAAGCUACGUUUCCGUUCAUGCUGUGUAACUUUUUCUGUUUCUGUUCCAAACCUGCAGAGGCUCAGGAGGCAGAGGCGGAGGCGACCGUGGAGGAGAAAUUCGCUGUGUUCACAAACCAGAUGGGUGAGAUGGGCAAGAACCUGGCAGACAAGGCCCAGACAACCUUUGAAGAAAUCAGAAGCAGCGAAUUCGUUGCCAGCUCACAGAGCUGGUUCGAGCAGCAGUUGGAAAAGAUGAAGCAGAAGUUCAGUGAAAUCAGCCAGUAAAAUGGUCCCUAUCGCCAUCCUAAGACCCCCACCCCCUCACCUCUGACCUCUUCACACAUUGCUCUACUGACCAGACACAAUAUCUAUGUUGCCUCUCUGUAAAGAGAUGUUUUUUUUUUAUAAUUUCAAUGUAAUCUUUUUGAAGAACCACUGUGAAAAGUUGCAAUAAAAACACUGGGAAAAAAAAUAAAGCUGUGCUUUAAUUUUCACAUC